CAACGCUCGCGCUCAAACGAACACCACCGACGAAUUCGAGAGACGCGUAUGAGCGCGCGAAGAUUCACGAUUGUGGCCAGUUCACACAAGAUCACCAGUAGCGAGUUGAGGGUACUCACAUCACAGAUCAAUCUCAGUCCCCGGCACCCAAGAGUCACGAGUGCAUCCAAUAAGCCGUUCCCGGUAGUCGCAGGCGUGUAGCGAGUUCAUACGAUUGGUCUCUCUCCAAGCAGCCUCUUCGACGAGGCGAAUUGUCGCAACCGGACACCCCGUCAGCAACGAUGGCUCAAUUGUUUGCCAAGGACCCUCGAAAUGCGGGUCUCUUCAUCGGAGGAGAGCGCAUGUCAGGAGCAGAGAUUAGGAACGAGAAUGUCCUGGCUGCACAAAGCAUCGCAAACAUCGUCAAGAGCAGCCUGGGUCCUGUCGGAUUGGACAAAAUGCUGGUAGAUGACAUUGGUGAUGUGACCAUCAGCAAUGACGGUGCCACGAUUCUCUCGCUGCUCGAGGUGGAGCAGCCCGCGGGACGGAUCCUCGUCGAGUUGGCGACUCAGCAGGACAAGGAAGUUGGCGACGGCACAACCUCGGUGGUCAUCAUCGCUGCAGAACUCCUCAGGCGGGCGAACGAGCUGGUCAAGAAUCGCAUUCAUCCCACCACCAUCAUCACUGGGUACAGGUUGGCGAGCCGCGAGGCGACCAAGUAUUUGCAGGAUCAGUUGAGCUUGAAGGUAGAGCAGCUUGGCAAAGAGUCUCUGGUCAAUGUGGCCAAGACAAGUAUGGCUAGCAAGGUCAUUGGCAGCGAUGAUGACUUCUUCGCGCAGCUCGCAGUGGACGCCAUGCUUGCCGUCAAGACCAUCAACCCUCGCGGAGAGGUCAAGUACCCUGUGAAGGCGGUCAAUGUGCUCAAAGCACAUGGCAAGUCCGCGCGCGAGUCACUCUUCGUUAGUGGCUACGCUCUCAACUGCACGGUAGCCUCUCAAGCAAUGAAGACGCGCAUCAAAAACGCUCGCAUCGCUUGCCUGGACAUCAACUUGCACAAGCAGCGCAUGCACAUGGGCGUUCACAUUACCAUCGAUGACCCAGAGCAAUUGGAGAAGAUCAGGGCGAGGGAGAGCGAGAUUGUUUUGGAGCGCGUGCGCAAGAUUCUGGCAGCGGGUGCCAACGUCAUUUUGACGACAAAGGGCAUCGAUGAUCUUUGCCUGAAGGAAUUCGUGGAAGCUGGUGCUAUGGCAGUGAGGAGAUGCAGGAAGGAGGAUCUGCGCCGGAUCGCCAAGGCAACCGGCGGUCAAUUGGUCUCAAGCUUGGCUAAUCUGGAGGGAGAGGAGACAUUCGAGGCUUCGAGCUUGGGACACGCAGAAGAGGUGGCACAAGAGCGCAUCUCGGACGAUGAACUGAUCUUGGUCCGGGGCACCAAGACCGUCAGCAGCUCUUCGAUCAUUCUACGAGGAGGCAACGACUAUCUCUUGGAUGAAAUGGAGAGGUCAUUGCACGACACGCUCUCGGUCGUCAAGCGCACUCUUGAGUCUGGGUCAGUUGUUCCGGGUGGUGGCGCUGUCGAAAGCGCUCUCAGCAUCUAUCUGGAGAACUUUGCUACUACUCUGGGAUCAAGAGAACAGCUGGCUAUCGCCGAAUUCGCGCAAGCGCUUCUGGUCAUUCCGAAGACGCUCGCUGUGAAUGCCGGAAAGGACAGCACUGACUUGGUGGCCAAGCUGCGCGCGUACCACAAUGCUGCGCAGAAUGCAAACGCAGGAGAUCCCAAGAAGGCUCUCAGAUUCUACGGUUUGGACUUGCUGAACGGACAAGUCAGAGACAACGUCAGAGCUGGAGUGCUCGAGCCAACAAUCUCGAAAGUCAGAUCGCUCAAGUCUGCUGUGGAAGCUGCUACCUCGUUGUUGAGAAUCGAUGACUCCUUCAGAAUUCCACCUCCCGAACAGCCCGAGGACCCUCACGGCCACAUGUAAAGCCACUCGAUGCAAUGCUAAGCAAGCUUGUGUGUCUGCGUUUCAG
Ceraceosorus guamensis is the source of this 2004-nucleotide messenger RNA. Its product is annotated as putative TCP1-component of chaperonin-containing T-complex. Gene Ontology annotation, biological process: protein folding. Gene Ontology annotation, cellular component: chaperonin-containing T-complex. The record is from RefSeq and is a predicted model, not a curated record. Lineage: Eukaryota; Fungi; Basidiomycota; Exobasidiomycetes; Ceraceosorales; Ceraceosoraceae. The coding region runs from base 282 to 1958 and encodes 558 amino acids. The transcript is spliced from 3 exons. Gene Ontology annotation, molecular function: ATP-dependent protein folding chaperone; ATP binding; ATP hydrolysis activity.